CUUUGUGCGCCCUGACCUCAUGACAGAGGAACGGCAGGCGGAGUACAUCGGAGGGAAGUACGGGCCGUGGGGACUGGCCAGGGUGUGGCAUGACACUGCCAUCCCGUUCGCUCAAGUGCUGGCGGAGUUUGAGCAGUGGCUGGAGCAGCACAACCUGCUGGAUCACAGUAGCAACACUUCCACCACCACCUGGAGUGCGGAGGAUGCUGUGGAAGCGGGUAGAACGGAGGAGGAGGAGCGUGAUGGUGCUGCAGCAUCAGCAUCAGCAUCAGCAGCGGCAGCAGCAGCAGCACAAGCGCUGGGCCAUGGGCCGGGGUUACGGUCGGCGAUAGUGGUGACAUGUGGCAACUGGGAUGUGAAGAGCAAGAUAGUGGAGCAGUGCCGUGACAGCCAGGUGCCGCUGCCCACCUACUUCCUGCAGUGGACCAACCUCAAGGACGUGUAUCUCAACUUCUACAAGCGCAAGGCAUCGGGCAUGAUGCCAAUGAUGAAGGGGCUGCAGAUGGCGCCCCUGGGCACGCACCACGUGGGGCUGGACGACGCACUCAACAUCACGCGGGUGCUGCAGCGCAUGCUCUCCCACGGCGCCCUCAUCCGUGCCUCCGCUCGCCGUGUUGGCCCGGGACCCUCCGAUGUGGAGUAUGCGUUCAAGAGGAGAGUCAAGUGA
This is a messenger RNA of Closterium sp. Naga37s-1, 667 nucleotides long. The record is from the annotation of a GenBank genome assembly. NCBI's taxonomy places the organism in Eukaryota, Viridiplantae, Streptophyta, Zygnematophyceae, Desmidiales, Closteriaceae.